This is a messenger RNA of Porites evermanni, 1855 nucleotides long. The record is from the annotation of a GenBank genome assembly. Lineage: Eukaryota; Metazoa; Cnidaria; Anthozoa; Scleractinia; Poritidae.
AUGGCUUUGGAUUUGAUCUUGCGAACUCUGAUGAACUCGCCGGACUUUAGAGAGGCAGAGAAUAAAAACUGGGAGGUAGUAGCCAAACUUGUUCCCGGAUCUACUUCUCAUCAGGUUUGAGAUUUUCGCGUGUACAUUAUUGAAUAAAAGGUGUCAAUUGUCAAGUUACUUAGCUACAAUAGCCUUCCAUCUACAAGGUGGACUUGUAAUACAAGCAGGGCGUAACAGAUCGAUCAAAAUCUAUCAUCAUGUAUCAUCGAAAAGCUAGCUGAUCUGCCGAUAGUACUCAUGUUCCGCCAAUAGCCGUCAACGUUAAAAAAGUUAAUGAUCCAAAAAUCGUUUACCAGCUGUUGUGGCGAGUUUCUCGAGGGAGCAGUAUUAGCCUGCAUGGCCGGCGUUGAAAGGGGAAGGGGGAAUUUGGGCGCGUGCGAGAGGGAAAGGAAGUUUCCUUUCCUUUCCCCCUCGCACGCCCCACACACUCUCGCGCACGCCCAAAUUCCCCCUUCCCCUUCCCCUUUCAACGCAGGCUACAGCAGUAUCGACUGUUAGGUACUUUCACUUUAAUAAGUGUGGCUCUUUUUGAAUAAUAAUAAUAGUAAUGCAGAAGUGUAUAAUAAAAAGUGAGAGUUUCUGACUGGCCAGCAUAAUUCAGGAGUCUCCCAAAUGCAAAGAAAAUCUUGUGGUAUCCCAUACAGGCCAAUGAAUUUCUCCCUGGUGAGGGGAACUUUUAAACUUUUCUGCACCACACAUGUAGGCUGAUAUUUUAACGUUAGUUUCGGAACAAAAAUUGUUUUGCAGAUCCAUUUAUACUGUAGUUUUCUUUCUAGUAGCACUUUGUGGGGUUGGGGAAGGUGGAUGAGGGCAAGCACUAAGCAAUGGCUAGUGUAGACAGGAAGUCCCCAGAUUCAGCUCUGCAGAUGUUGGCAUCACUGCAUUUAUAUGAAACUUGAGGUGCCAUGGAUUAAGAUUUAUACAAAAGCAUCAUUAAUUAAGUGAAGAUGGAAAUUGGUAAUUUUGUGACCCUCACAGAUUACUAGAGGUUUUGUUCAGGGGCAUAGCUAUAUCACACCCAAGGUACUUAUCAGAUUGACAUGUUGACAUCUAUGUCAUGUUGUACUAAAAGUGCAGGGUGCAAAGAAAGUCAGUUUUACAGCCUGUCAUUCGGGCAAGCUGUAGCUGGCAUGUACUAGCCCACAAGUCAUUUCAACUAGCCCCAAAACCCUCUUUGAUUAGCAGGAUUGAUUACAAUCCUUCUGUAAUUUGAAUUUCCCCAACAAACAGCACUUGCCCAUUGGGCAAGUUAAGAACAAAAAUCACUAGCUCGAUAGCGAAAUCCACUAGCCUGGGGCUAUUGGACACAACUUUCUUUGCACGCUGAAGUGACCUUUUUUUGUAGAUGGGCAGUGAGCAUGGGGAGAGACAAGCCUAUUUACAAGAUUUAUGGCCAAUGAUCCCUUGGAUUUGUUUGUUUUCAACACCUGAAUUAUAAGGACAUAAAACAAUAUUAUUUAACAAAAGGGGGAUCAUGGGCACAACAGGACCCCCUAGCUAUACCCAUGAUAUAUAUAAUUAGCCAUUCAUUAUUGAUUCUUUAGGAGUCUCUUAACUAUUGCUGGUCCAUUCUUAUUUUCAGUGUGCAAAGAGGUGGAAGGCAAUACAAAAAUCUUCCUUGUCAACAAGCACUGCACAUCCUGCCUUCAGUUCAUCUUCUAGAACAAGGAGCCUCUCUGGAUUUUUAAACUCUGUGCUACAUUUUACUGAUGACAAAAAUUUAAAUGUGGUGAAUAAAAUUCAAGGAAUGAGACAGAACUCACAACCCUGUGCUGUAGGUACUAAUUCUGUCAAAAAAGGCAAU